This is a messenger RNA of Gymnogyps californianus (California condor), 1608 nucleotides long. RefSeq names its product insulin like growth factor binding protein 1 (gene IGFBP1). NCBI's taxonomy places the organism in Eukaryota, Metazoa, Chordata, Aves, Accipitriformes, Cathartidae. Gene Ontology annotation, molecular function: insulin-like growth factor I binding; insulin-like growth factor II binding. Bases 1 to 819 code for a protein of 272 amino acids. The record is from RefSeq and is a predicted model, not a curated record. Gene Ontology annotation, biological process: regulation of insulin-like growth factor receptor signaling pathway. Gene Ontology annotation, cellular component: extracellular region. The transcript has 4 exons.
AUGUGUAGCCUGCGGUCUCUGCUGCGCCGCUGUUGGCUGCCGUCCCUGCUGCUGCCGGCGCUCCUGGGCCCCCGCCUCGCCGCCGGGGUGGCCCUGCAGCCCAUGCACUGCGCCCCGUGCACCCAGGAGAAGCUCGCCCUCUGCCCGUCCGUCGCGCCCGGCUGCCCGGAGACGGCCCGGCAGCCCGGCUGCGGCUGCUGCCAGACCUGCGCCCUCGGGCCGGGCCAGCCGUGCGGGGUCUACACGGCCCGCUGCCGCCAGGGGCUCCGCUGCCACGUCCCCGCGGGAGAGCCCCGGCCCCUCUCCGCCCUCAUCCAGGGGCAAGGGACGUGCCUGCCCGCCAGCGAGGCCGGAGGGAUGCGCACGGCGGAGCCGGCAGACUCUAUCGAACCUGAAGAUAUGCCUUUGGAAAGCACUGAAAUGACACAGGAUCAGCUGCUGAACUAUCAGUUGAUGUUUCCCAUAGGCCAGGACAAAUCCAUCCCCUGGAAUGCCAUCACUGCAUAUGAAAACAUGAAAGCAAAGAGACUAUCUGAACUCAAGAAAUGGAAAGAGCAGGGACCUUGUCAGAAGGAGCUCUACAGAGCCCUGUAUAAAUUGGCGAAGGCUCAGCAGAGAAGUGGAGGGGAGAUUUACAAAUUCUACUUGCCCAACUGCAACAAGAAUGGAUUUUACCACAGCAAACAGUGCGAAACUUCACUGGAUGGAGAGUCUGCUGGAUGCUGGUGUGUCUAUCCAAAAAAUGGAAGAAGAAUUCCUGGAUCUCCAGAAAUGAAAGGAGACCCUGAAUGCCAACAGUAUCUCGACUCACAAGAAUAAAACUAAACACAUUCAUUCACACCAAGUUUUCUGUGGGGCCUGAUCUAGUCAGGAGACAUUUCAGUAAGGUAGUUUUGUGCACCUGAUUUUCAGCAUAUGAGUAACCCCAUAAAGUAGGUUUUUUACUGCACUGAGAUUACUUAGAUGCUCAAGUGACAGAUAUGAGCAACUGCAAGAUCAAGUCCUACAAUCUUGUAUAUUUCAUUUGUAUAAUAUUAUAGAUACCCUCAUAUGUAAAGCUGUUGAAUUAUUUAUUUCACAGUACGUGUAUUUUUGUCUGUCUGUGCUGUUACUAAUUUAUAUCCUCAAACACUUCAUAACUUUAUAUGUAAAUACUUAAUAUUAUUGCUCUUAAAUGUAUGCAUCUUAUGUUGGAGGAAUGUUGCUACUUAAAACUUCAAAUGGCAUAACUCUAUUGGGAAAAAUGGCUUGUAAACUUGCAUUUUUGUACUAUGUAUUUAUAGACUUAAAACUGAAUUUAAAAAAAAUAGCUUUCAGUAGAGAACAUGCUUAGAAACUUAUUUAAAACCUGUUUUGUUUAUAUAUCAUGUUGCUUUUGCACCUCUGUUUCAAUGUCAAGCUGUUUCUUAAAAAAGAAAGUCUAAACCUUGAUUAUAUACUGAGGCUCCUGAUCGGACAGUAUUUGUUUCUAUUUUCCAAACAUAUUCACCGGAUAAAUGGCAAAACACAACCGGAUAUUCUGUGCCACCUUUGACAGGUAUAAGUUGUUCACAUGUUGACAUUGUCAUGUUAUUUAAGAUGAGCUAUUAAAUAAUGUCUUCUACACUG